AUGAUCCAGCAGGUGGAGCUGUCUAACAGCACGUUGCCACAGCAACACAGGAUCACUGCAUCCGUGGAGAUAGAGAAGACCAGGGAGCCUCUGUACCAGCUCUUUCACUAUGGCGAUGUGGUACGACGCCCUCACUGAUAGUAUGAGUAUCACCCAUAACACCCUGGGACAAUGCCUCCCAAACAACAUCUAAGACAGACAAUGUUCUGUAGGAAUGUUGUAUAUUGUCAUUUAAUUCCCAAAACAUAUUGUUCAGCUUUCUUUACAGGUUUGGAGAUUGAUUUUGAUUUAUGUUAUUAUUAGUGUCUUGUAUCUUCAGAAUGCCUAGCCCACAUGGGUUUAUAAGACAAUGUAUUCUUGAUUCAUAGUUUGCAUUUAAGGAUGGAGUGUUCACUGUGGUACAAUAUAAGCAAUAACUGAGUAGGCAUGAUUUGAAUAGCAUGCAUAGAUAAAUAAAUCAAAUAUAUUUUAAUCCUGCUUCUGUCAUUGCUGGCAUUGGAGAGGAAAUGACCAAACCUGUUAAUGUUAUAAAACACUGCUGUCUCCUUUAUCUGCCCUGAACAUGUCCUGAAGCAACCUCUCCUCUCCAGGAGUUGGUCAACAAGGAUGCGGCCGUGCUCUUUGCCUUCCACUCUGCUGCCAGUGCUCCGAAGGGCCUCUACCACAGAGUGAAGAAAGGGUGAGUGGGACACACAGAUAGAAGAAAAGAGAGAGAAAGAGGAAGAGAGAGAGAGGGACACACAUACAGGCAGGCAGGAGAUAGACGGACGGAUGGACGGACAGAAUGGGGCAAAGAGGUCGAGGAUGUGGGGAGUACAGUCUAAUACUUUAGGUUCGAUGCUAUUGUUUAACUCUUCAUAUUCUGAUCCAGUUUACCAGGGUUGUCUCAACACCUGCGGUCCUGUCCUGUAAGUGUGCUUCCUGUGUUCCAGCGCUGUCCUCAUGUGCCUGGGCAGAGAAAGGGGCAGAUGAGAUGGGUCCUGAUGGCGUAGUUGUCCACUCAGAUGCCUUUCCACCGGAGGCCCCUGUGGACACGCUUGGAGCAGUCAACACUUUCAACACAUCGGUGAUCUACACCCUGUCAUCAUGGUGAGGAAGCCACUGGGCUCAUCAUAUGUGCUUUAGUUCUAUGGUUAUUUCGGCGUUUCCGCACCGAGGACCACAUUGGAAAUCUGUGCCGUAUGUUUUCUUGUGAUAACUAGCGGCAUCAUACUUUAUCAUCUGUCUUUGCUAUACUACAAACUCAAUCAAUCAAUUAAACAAUAACCUUUCCUUUUGCAGGAGGAAGUCUACAAUAAUCUCAUACGUUAGGUUGCCAGGUAGCCAUGGAUACAAUGAAAUUGUGACAAAGAAAGAAAAUUCUAGCUAACUAUAAAGCAUUUAAUCUGUAUCUGCUUGAUGUGUUAAUGCUGUCCUGAGCUAGAUACAGUGCUAACAUACAUAGUACUUAAAUCAAAUUCCACCUGUUGUACUGUAUAAUUAAGAUUAAUUAAUGAUGAUUGUCCAACAAAAAAGGCACAAACGGUCCAUCUUUUGACAGACAAACUCAUCUGAAAAUAGUUGACUUGAGUUGUACUUCUGAUGGACAAAAAUGGACAAUGAUGUGCGUCAUAUACAAUUUCAACUGUAUUGUAUUGUAUUUAUUAUGGAUCCCCAUUAGUUCCUGCCAAGGCAGCAGCUACUCUUCCUGGGGUUUAUUAUGGAUCCUCAUUAGUUCCUGCAAAGUGUCACGAUCGUCAUAAUGAUUGGACCAAGGCGCAGCGUGAUAUGCGUACAUCUCUUUUAAUAGUGUACUAGCAACAUGAUACAAAAUACAAAAACAACAAAACGAUACGUGAAGUCCUCGGUCAUGAACACAACCCAACACGGAACAAGAUCCCACCAAACACAAGUGCACAACAGGCUGCCUAAGUAUGGUUCCCAAUCAGAGACAACAAGCAACAGCUGAUUCUCGUUGCCUCUGAUUGAGAACCACCCCGGCCAACAUAGAAACACUUAAACUAGAUCGUGAACAUAGAAAACGAAACAUAGACACUACACAAAGAAACUAACACCCUGGCUCAACAUAGAAGAGUCCCCAGAGCCAGGGCGUGACACCAAGGCAGCAGCUACUCUUCCUGGGGUUUAUUAUGGAUCCUCAUUAGUUCCUGCCAAGGCAGCAGCUACUCUUCCUGGGGUUUAUUAUGGAUCCUCAUUAGUUCCUGCCAAGGCAGCAGCUACUCUUCCUGGGCUCCAGCUAAAUUAAGGCAGUUAUAUACAAUUAAAAACAUUACAAUACAUUUCACAACAGAUUUCACAACACAUUAAGUGUGUUCCCUCAGGUCCCUACUCUACAACCACAUAUCUACAACACAAAAUCCAUGUGUACGUGUGUGUACAGUGCGUAUGUUAUCGUGUGUGUGUAUGUCUCUUCAGAGUCCCCGCUGUUCCACAAGGUGUAUUUUUAUCUGUUUUUUAAAUCUAAUUUUACUCCUUGCAUCAGUUACUUGAUGUGGAAUAGAGUUCCAUGUAGUCAUGGCUCUAUGUAGUACUGUGCACCUCCCAUAGUCUGUUCUGGACUAGGGGACUGUGAAGAGACCUCUGAUGGCAUGUCUCGUGGGGUAUGCAUGUGUGUCCGAGCUGUGUGCUAGUAGUUUAAACAGACAGCUCAGUGCAUUCAACAUGUUAAUAUUUCUCACAUAUACAAGUAGUGAUGAAGUGCAAAUUGUGCAUAUAGUGAUAUUAUUAAUGUUAGCUCUCCGUGUACAUUUAAGGGCCAGCUGUGCUGCCCUAUUCUGGGCCAACUGUAAUUUUCCUAAGUCCCUCUUUGUGGCAUCUGACCACAUGACUGGACAGUAGUCCAGGUGCGACAAAUCUAGGGCCUGCAGGACCUGCCUUGUUGAUAGUGUUGUUAAGAAGGCAGAGCAGUGCUUUAUUAUGGACAGACCUCUCCCCAUCUUAGCUACUGUUACAUCAAUAUGUUUUGACCAUGACAGUUUACAAUCCAGGGUUACUCCAUGCAGUUUAGUAUCGUCAACUUGCUCAAUUUCCACAUUAUUCAUUAGAAAAUUUAGUUGAGGUUUAGGGUUUAGUGAAUGAUUUGUCCCAAAUACAAUGCUUUGAGUUUUUGAAAUAUUUAGUACUAUCUUAUUACUUGCCACCCAUUCUAAAACUGACAGCAGCUCUUUGUUAAGUGUUGCAGUGAUUUCACUAGCUGUGGUAGCUGACGUGUAUAGUGUUGAGUCAUCUGCAUACAUAGACACACAGGCUUUACUCAAAGCCAGUGGAAGGUCAUUAGUAAAGAUUUUAGAAAGUAAGGGGCCUAGACAGCUGCCCUGGGGAAUGCCUGACUCUACCUGGAUUAUGUUGGAGAGGCUUCCAUUAAAGAACAUUCUAUGUGUUCUGUUAGACAGGUACAGUGGGGGAAAAAGUAUUUAGUCAGCCACCAAUUGUGCAUGUUCUCCCACUUAAAAAGAUGAGAGUGGCCUGUAAUUUUCAUCAUAGGUACACGUCAACUAUGACAGACAAAAUGAGAAAAAAAAUCCAGAAAAUCACAUUGUAGGAUUUUUUAUGAAUUUAUUUGCAAAUUAUGGUGGAAAAUAAGUAUUUGGUCAAUAACAAAAGUUUCUUUGUUAUAUACCCUUAGUUGGCAAUGACACAGGUCAAACGUUUUCUGUAAGUCUUCACAAGGUUUUCACACACUGUUGCUGGUAUUUUGGCCCAUUCCUCCAUGCAGAUUUCCUCUAGAGCAGUGAUGUUUUGGGGCUGUCGCUGGGCAACACGGACUUUCAACUCCCUCCAAAGAUUUUCUAUGGAGUUGAGAUCUGGAGACUGGCUAGGCCACUCCAGGACCUUGAAAUGCUUCUUACGAAGCCACUCCUUCGUUGCCCGGGCGGUGUGUUUGGGAUCAUUGUCAUGCUGAAAGACCCAGCCACGUUUCAUCUUCAAUGCCCUUGCUGAUGGAAGGAGGUUUUCACUCAAAAUCUCACGAUACAUGGCCCCAUUCAUUCUUUCCUUUACACGGAUCAGUCGUCCUGGUCCCUUUGCAGAAAAUGCUUCACAGUAGGUAUGGUGUUCUUUGGAUGCAACUCAGCAUUCUUUGUCCUCCAAACACGACGAGUUGAGUUUUUACCAAAAAGUUCUAUUUUGGUUUCAUCUGACCAUAUGACAUUCUCCCAAUCCUCUUCUGGAUCAUCCAAAUGUACUCUAGCAAACUUCAGACGGGCCUAAGCAGGGGGACACGUCUGGCACUGCAGGAUUUGAGUCCCUGGCGGCGUAGUGUGUUACUGAUGGUAGGCUUUGUUACUUUGGUCCCAGCUCUCUGCAGGUCAUUCACUAGGUCCCCCUGUGUGGUUCUGGGAUUUUUGCUCACCGUUCUUGUGAUCAUUUUGACCCCACGGGGUGAGAUCUUGCGUGGAGCCCCAGAUCGAGGAAGAUUAUCAGUGGUCUUGUAUGUCUUCCAUUUCCUAAUAAUUGCUCCCACAGUUGAUUUCCUCAAACCAAGCUGCUUACCUAUUGCAGAUUCAGUCUUCCCAGCCUGGUGCAGGUCUACAAUUUUGUUUCUGGUGUCCUUUGACAGCUCUUUGGUCUUGGCCAUAGUGGAGUUUGGAGUGUGACUGUUUGAGGUUGAGGACAGGUGUCACGAUCGUCUGAAGGAGGAGACCAAUGCGCAGCGUUGCGAGUGAACAUGACUUUAAUAUGUAAAGCACGUAAAUACAAAAACAACAAACAAGACGAUGCGUCAAGUCCAAUAUAGACAACAACAGAAACUGAGACACUGGAACAAGGAACAAUAACCCACAACUAACAACAGAAAACCUACAUCUUAAAUAUGGCUCCCAAUCAGAGAUAACGAGCCGAACAGCUGACACUCGUUACCUCCGAUUGGGAGUCAAUGAACACAAACAAGCACAAUCACCCAACAUAGAAAUACCACAACCUAGACACCCCAACAUAGAAAUACACCCAAAACAAAUGAACAUGAACACCCCUGGCUCAAGAAUAAAGGUCCGUGGAGCCAGAGUGUCACAACAGGUGUCUUUUAUACUGAUAACAAGUUCAAACAGGUGCCAUUAAUACAGGUAACGAGUGGAGGACAGAGGAGCCUCUUAAAGAAGAAGUUACCGGUCUGUGAGAGACAGAAAUCUUGCUUGUUUGUAGGUGACCAAAUACUUAUUUUCCACCAUAAUUUGCAAAUAAAUUCAUAAAAAAUCCUACAAUGUGAUUUUCUGGAUUUUUUAUUCUCAAUUUGUCUAUCAUAGUUGACGUGUACCUAUGAUGAAAAUUACAGGCCUCUCUCAUCUUUUUAAGUGGGAGAACAUGCACAAUUGGUGGCUGACUAAAUACUUUUUCCCCCCACUCCUUUACACAGGGGAUGUAAAGCCAUAACAUAUACAUUUUUCCAGCAGCAGAUUAUGAUCGAUAAUGUCAAAAGUUGCACUGAUGUCUAACAAAAAAGCUCCCACAAUCGUUUAUUAUCAAUUUCUUUCAGCAAAUCAUCAGCCAUUUGUGUAAGUGCCAUACAUGUUGAAUGCCCUUCCCUAUAAGCAUGGUGAAAAUCUGUUGUUAAUUUGUUUACUCAAAAAUAGCAGUGUAUCUGUUCAAACACCAUUUUAUCCAAAAGUUUACUAAGGGUUGGUAUCAGGCUGAUUGGUCACGUAUUUGAGCCAGUAAAGGGUGCCUUGCUAUUAUUGGAUAGUGGAAUGACUUUUGCUUCCCUCCAGGCCUGAGGGCACACACUUUCCUGUAGGCUUAGAUUGAAGAGAUGGCAAAUAGGAGUGGCAAUAUCGUCCGCUAUCAUCCUCAGUAAUUUUCCAUCCAAGUUGUCAGACCCCGGUGGCUUGCCAUUGUUGAUAGACAACAAUAUUUUUUUCACCUCUUCCACACUCACUUUACGGAAUUCAAAUGUACAAUGUUUGGAACAUUUGGACAAGUGAGGACAUUUUGCCUGUCCCACACAAGGAAAAAUGCUAUUUUAGGGUAAAGGGUUACAAUUAGGGUUAGGGUUAAAAUUAAGGUUAGGGUUAGGGCUUACGGUUAGGGUCAGGGUUAGGAGUUAGGGUUAGGUUUAGUUUUAGGGUUAGGGUUUUGGGGUUAAGGUUAGGUUUAGGGUUAAGGUUAGGUUAAGGGUUAAGGUUAGGGUUAGGGUUAGAUUUAGGGUUAGGGGUUAGGGAAAAUAGGAUUUUGGAGGGAAAUCAAUUAUUUGGUCCCCACUAGGAGAGCAAUACAAAACUGUGUGUGUGUGUGUGUGUGUGUGUGUGUGUGUAAAAAUGAAAGAUAAACAGGAAAUAUGUCAGUAUCCCACCCUGUCCCGGCCACACACAGCUGGUGUGUACAAAUUCCAGCCACAAACUCUCAAACCCCCCUCACUCUCACACACACACCCAGGGCAGAACAGAGUCACACUUCAUACACAUCAUAAAAUAGUGGCAACUCUCAGGCCCAUUCAGGUUCUCUCAUUCCAACCGGAGGAGACAAUCUGGCAUCGGAGGGCCAGGCUUCAGAGGGCCAGGCUUUAGAGGGCAGGAUCUGGGUUCUUUCCACAGAUGAAGGACAUCUAAUGAAGAAGAAACUAAAAGGGGGAAAACAUGGAAAGGGUGUGUUUCAUGGAGAUCUCUCAGUCUCCACCAGGGUUACCCUAACCAUAACCCUCUCCUCCAGCCCCACUGGACAUCUACACCAGGGUUACCCUAACCAUAACCCUCUCCUCCAGCCCCGCUGGACGUCUCCACCAGGGUUACCCUAACCAUAACCCUCUCCUCCAGCCCCGCUGGACGUCUCCACCAGGGUUACCCUAACCAUAACCCUCUCCUCCAGACCCCCUGAACGUCUAGACCAGGGAUUCCCAACCCUCUCCUCGAGCCCCCCCAAACAUUUCACAUUUUAGUUUUAACCCUAAACUGGCACACCUGACUUAAUUAGUCAAAGGCUUGAUGAUUAUUUGACUUAUUGAAUCAGGUGUGUCAGUUAAGGGUUAAAACUAAAAUGUUAAAUGUCUGUGGUGGCCGAGGAGAGUGUUGGGAAAGCCUGGUUUAGACGUCCAGAGUUGUUAAAGUCCCAUCCCAGCUCAGUGCAGGAGAAACUAAAGGGAAGAGGGGACUCAGUUCGUCAAAAAUGAGAUCUCUGUGUCUCCGUUGAUGGACAGCUGUGAGAUGUUAUUCUUUCCAUGAAUUCACAGGCAGCUCUCCCAGCAUGACUUUCUCUUUUUGGCUUGCAGACUGGAAAAAUGACGUGGCUCAACACUUUCUCUUUCUCAGCCUUUACAGCACAGGUCGAGGGGAAAGCAAAAUGUCAUGUUUAUUAAUGUGCAGGAAUAUAAAUGAAUCAAACCAUUUAUACAUUAUUUGACUAAAGUUCCAAAUGGUUCAGUAAAUCUUUCAGGAAAAGUGGUCCAGUUAUGGAAAUACUUGAUUCCGUACCAUAUACUGUGUUUAUUAAUAAAUCACAGGACUUGGAUCACUGCCUAUAUACAUUUAAGCAGUCACACAAGAGCACUGAACCGAGAGGUCUGCUCAAACUACAUACUGCGCUGACAGAAGACAUCUCAAAACAUGACAUCAUCACCAUCUCCUUUCCCGCUAGAUUAGAGUCCUAACCCUCUGAGCAGCUAGAUUAGAGUCCUAACCCUCUGAGCAGCUAGAUUAGAGUCCUAACCCUCUGAGCAGCUAGAUUGGAGUCCUAACCCUCUGAGCAGCUAGAGCGCUAGAUAGAGUCCUAACCCUCUGAGCAGCUAGAUUAGAGUCCUAACCCUCUGAGCAGCUAGAUUAGAGUCCUAACCCUCUGAGCAGCUAGAUUAGAGUCCUAACCCUCUGAGCAGCUAGAUUAGAGUCCUAACCCUCUGAGCAGCUAGAUUAGAGUCCUAACCCUCUGAGCAGCUAGAUUAGAGUCCUAACCCUCAGAGCAGAGAAUUAAUCAGAAACAAACUCCUACGGAGACGACAUGGCUGUAAAAUUAAAUAUCUUUAUUUGAACCACACGUGUCGCCAAAUCACACAUUCAAGGCAAAAGGUUAGACUGUGGGGAGGAGGAUCUGUAAAAACAAAGAAGAACUGGACCUUUAAUACAUAGCAUUGCUUUGGUUGGCAUGUGGAAUGACCAGUUGUUAAUGACUUCAUAGAUUGAGUAAACCUUUGGGAUUCCUUUAGCAAUAACAAACACAGAGGUCAGUUUAGGACCAAGUGGAGAAAUACUCAAAGGCACAGAGUAGCAAGAUAGCAGCUUCUCAACCAAAUGCUGAAUCUUCCAAUAGACAUAUCAUUUGAAUAAAACUCCAUGUAUUUGAUUGUAAUGGUGUACAUCUCUGCCAAACAUAUUGGUAUCCAUUUGAUGAUAUGUAAGCUGAAUCGUUUCCUUGUAAAUAACACAUAGUCUAGCAGUCUAAUGCAGCACUGGAUAAUACCAUCCUCAUCCUGUUCUGGUGCGCUAGUGUUGGAAUAGAUCAAAUAUGUAAUGGUUAAGGGGGAACCUAGGACUGGGUUGGGAAACACUGGUCUGCGGAGUAUCACAUGGGCCAUUAGAGGACCUGUAACUAUUCCUCUGUAUCACUGGCCUAUCAGAGGACCUAUUCCUCUGUAUCACUGGGCCAUUAGAGGACCUAUUCCUCUGUAUCACUGGGCCAUUAGAGGACCUAUUCCUCUGUAUCACUGGGCCAUCAGAGGACCUAUUCCUCUGUAUCACUGGGCCAUCAGAGGACCUAUUCCUCUGUAUCACUGGGCCAUCAGAGGACCUAUUCCUCUGUAUCACUGGGCCAUUAGAGGACCUAUUCCUCUGUAUCACUGGGCCAUUAGAGGACCUAUUCCUCUGUAUCACUGGCCCAUCAGAGGACCUAUUCCUCUGUAUUACUGGCCCAUCAGAGGACCUAGUCCUCUGUAUCACUGGCCCAUCAGAGGACCUAUUCCUCUGUAUCACUGGGCCAUCAGAGGACCUAUUCCUCUGUAUCACUGGCCCAUCAGAGGACCUAUUCCUCUGUAUCACUGGCCCAUCAGAGGACCUAUUCCUCUGUAUCACUGGGCCAUUAGAGGACAUAGUCCUCUGUAUCACUGGGCCAUUAGAGGACCUAGUCCUCUGUAUCACUGGGCCAUUAGAGGACCUAGUCCUCUGUAUCACUGGGCCAUUAUAGGACAUAGUCCCCUGUAUCACUGGGCCAUUAGAGGGCCUGUAACUAUUCCUCUGUACAGGGACUUAGUGAUUUGGAGGACCCAGGCAGAGGCCAGUCUGAGCUUCCCCCCCUCCCUCCUCCUAUGGGUUUUAUAGUAAAGACAUGUAAUUUAACUGUAAAAAUGUAUUACUUUUUAAUGUACCAUGACCACAACCAGUCAUGAUGUUUUCAUCUGAUUGUCAAACAAAUCACUUAAAAAGCAUGUUACUUUCGCACGUUCAUUCAAAAUAAUUCCAGCUUCCUCGACGACGAUGGCAGUGUUAUCAGCAGCACCUUUUUACUAAAGAAAUGUGUUCACUUCAAAUGUGUUCAGUUCAAAUGUGUUCACUUCAAAUGUGUUCACUUCAAAUGGGUUCAUUUCAUGUUUCUGUUCAAAUGAAAUCUUCUUUAUUUUUCUUGUCUCUGCCCCGCGCUGAAAGCCCCGCUCUGAAAGCCUAGCACUGAAAGCCCCGUUCUGAAAGCCCAGCUCUGAAAGCCCCGCUCUGAAAGCACCUCAUUGUUGUAGCUCAAUUUCAAUGAAAGUCACGUUUGCAAUCAUAUCGCGUGAAACAAUGCACAGGGUGGAAUGGUCUAUUAUUAUGAACCAGUCCGCGGAUUUGUAAUGACACUUGUCUCUACUAUUAUGAGAAACACUUGGAUUAUAUUCAUAUUGAUAUGAAAUAUAUGUAUAGGUAUGGAAAUAAAUCAUUGAUAUAUUAUGAAUUAUUAUUCGGCAGUAUCGAUUCAUUAACUUUUUGGGGGGGCUUUUUUGUCAACAAUGUGACCUCAUUAACCUGGGCACAGUGGCCAGCAAAGUGAUUAGCUGAGCAGCCCACAACAACGGGUCAUUUGUUGGGGAGCCAUCUGUAUCACUGGGCCAUCAGAGGACCUAUUCCUCUGUAUCACUGGGCCAUUAGAGGACCUAGUCCUCUGUAUCACUGGGCCAUUAGAGGACCUAGUCCUCUGUAUCACUGGGCCAUUAGAGGACCUAGUCCUCUGUAUCAAUAGGCCAUUAGAGGACCUAUUCCUCUGUAUCACUGGGCCAUUAGAGGACAUAGUCCUCUGUAUCACUGGGCCAUCAGAGGACAUAUUCCUCUGUAUCACUGGGCCAUUAGAGGACCUAGUCCUCUGUAUCACUGGGCCAUUAGAGGACAUAUCCCUCUGUAUCACUGGGCCAUUAGAGGACCUAGUCCUCUGUAUCACUGGGCCAUCAGAGGACCUAUUCCUCUGUAUCACUGGGCCAUUAGAGGACAUAGUCCUCUGUAUCACUGGGCCAUUAGAGGACAUAGUCCUCUGUAUCACUGGGCCAUCAGAGGACCUAUUCCUCUGUAUCACUGGGCCAUUAGAGGACAUAGUCCUCUGUAUCACUGGGCCAUUAGAGGACCUAGUCCUCUGUAUCACUGGGCCAUUAGGGGACAUAGUCCUCUGUAUCACUGGGCCAUUAGAGGACCUAGUCCUCUGUAUCACUGGGCCAUCAGAGGACCUAUUCCUCUGUAUCACUGGGCCAUUAGAGGACAUAGUCCUCUGUAUCACUGGGCCAUUAGAGGACCUAGUCCUCUGUAUCACUGGGCCAUUAUAGGACAUAGUCCUCUGUAUCACUGGGCCAUUAGAGGACCUAUUCCUCUGUAUCACUGGGCCAUUAGAGGACAUAGUCCUCUGUAUCACUGGGCCAUUAGAGGACCUGGUCCUCUGUAUCACUGGGCCAUUAGAGGACCUAGUCCUCUGUAUCACUGGGCCAUUAGAGGACAUAGUCCUCUGUAUCACUGGGCCAUUAGAGGACAUAGUCCUCUGUAUCACUGGGCCAUUAGAGGACAUAGUCCUCUGUAUCACUGGGCCAUUGGAGGGCCGACAGACAUGGCCAAGUAAUCAUCCCCUGCUGUCAGAGGGAGCUUCUUAUUUAUGGUCCUGUGUAAACACUUCAUUGUAGCUCGAUUAAUGAUGUCCAUCGGGACCCUCUUAGAGAAAGAGCACAGCGUUCUGUUUAUGAUUCGCUCACUCCUUGUGGCCCUUGGCAGCCAUUCAACACAUCGUGUGCCUGAGGGGGAAACGGGGGGUUCAAGGCAAAGGGGGAGGAAAAUACUUCCUCCUGACUCAUCACCAAGGCUUUCAGACCGACUUUCUCACACUUUGGGGUGUGACUCUGUGUUAGGUUGAAGAUUGUUGAGUCACAUCAUUUGAUUCCCUCUAAUGAUGUAAUAAAGGAUCUAUAGGCCAUGUGGUCCUUUUGCACUGGGGUAUAAGGCAGGGUUUCCUUCUGUACUGGGGUAUAAGGCAGGGUUUCCUUCUAUACUGGGGUAUAAGGCAGGGUUUCCUUCUAUACUGGGGCAUAAGGCAGGGUUUCCUUCUAUACUGGGGUAUAAGGCAGGGUUUCCUUCUGUACUGGGGUAUAAGGCAGGGUUUCCUUCUAUACUGGGGUAUAAGGCAGGGUUUCCUUCUAUACUGGGGUAUAAGGCAGGGUUUCCUUCUAUACUGGGGCAUAAGGCAGGGUUUCCUUCUAUACUGGGGCAUAAGGCAGGGUUUCCUUAUAUACUGGGGCAUAAGGCAGAGUUUCCUUCUGUACUGGGGUAUAGGGCAGAGUUUCCCUCUGUACUGGGGUAUAAUGCAGGGUUUCCUUCUGUAGUGGGGUAUAAUGCAGAGUUUCCCUCUGUACUAGGGUAUAAUGCAGAGUUUCCCUCUGCACUAGGGUAUAAUGCAGAGUUUCCCUCUGCACUAGGGUAUAAUGCAGAGUUUCCCUCUGCACUAGGGUAUAAUGCAGGGUUUCCUUCUGUAGUGGGGUAUAAUGCAGAGUUUCCCUCUGUACUGGGGUAUAGGGCAGAGUUUCCCUCUGUUUGGUUGAGGCAAAUUCCUACUUGGUUGUGGUUAAGGCUGGGUUUUGGGCUAGGAACAUUCUUUCAUUCAUCUGAAGCAUGGAAAGACAUGUCUGAAGGCUUCAGGUCACGGACUGCACAUUUAG
Messenger RNA from Coregonus sp. 'balchen', 12067 nucleotides. NCBI's taxonomy places the organism in Eukaryota, Metazoa, Chordata, Actinopteri, Salmoniformes, Salmonidae. The record is from the annotation of a GenBank genome assembly.